Messenger RNA from Acanthochromis polyacanthus (spiny chromis), 5039 nucleotides. It is a transcript of the gene esyt1a, whose product is annotated as extended synaptotagmin-like protein 1a. The transcript has 31 exons. Gene Ontology annotation, biological process: lipid transport. The record is from RefSeq and is a predicted model, not a curated record. Gene Ontology annotation, molecular function: lipid binding. Lineage: Eukaryota; Metazoa; Chordata; Actinopteri; Pomacentridae. Bases 800 to 4048 code for a protein of 1082 amino acids.
GGAUACCAAAUUCUGCAGUGCGCUUUUUCGAAAUUUGACCUGCCUGCGGAUGCGCAAUUUUGCCAAACUGACGCACAUCGUGAUGGUGUCACGACUCUGCUGCUGCUCGGACUCUAUUGUAGAAAAAAAAAAGCAGAACAACACAGCAGCACAGAGGUACUGUACGUGCACGAGCCAGAACACCUUUCUGUCAAUGAACCUGUUGGCGCCCUCAGGCUCCGUAGUAAAGCUGCUGCAGUGGAGAGGAGCGCUUGCGCACGCAGGACUUAUUCCGGUUCUACGAGGAAAAUAACGGACUGAGCAGCUCAGGAUAAUAGGGGCGUAGUUGUGCCUUUUGGUUUAUAUAAUGAUGCAGCUGGGGAUGUUCCUCUGAAAAACGUGUCCUCUGGAGUCUUCAGGUGGAAUAAAUGUUGCUUUACUUCGCAUAUCGGCUCUAAUAACGCUCCGCCCGGGGGCUGUGCGUGACGCUACAAGUUAAUUCUAUGGUUUAGGUUUCUACUGGAUUUCAUGUGAAGGAGGACUUCAAGCUGAGCCCGCCCUCUCAGGUCUUGGUCUCUGCUUGCCCUGCUCUCUGAGAGAAGCUUUACACGUAAAUGAAGCGGAGCACCCUGCGGAACUGACGGGGGGAAGAAGAAAAGUCGUGAUCAUGAUUUAACCGUUUCGGAGCGCGCAGUUUCUCGCCGACUUGCCCAUGGUCGCUGUAAAAACGCGGUGGUGAGUGUUUACAGGCGCUUGCCACUCAGAAAAAGAAGAUCUGAAGGCCAGGAUCGAGCGAGGGAAGUCGAGCGGAUCUUGAGCCAUGCCAGCUGCGGCUGCAGAGUCGGGCAUGAGCGGCGGCACCGCGGCUGCAGCCUCGGCCUCUCCGAGCAAACCCCCCGCUGAACGCGCAGUCAGCGUGCUGUGGUCGUUCGGAAAAUGCCUCGGUGCGCUGCUGCCCGUGUACCUGGCCGGGUAUUACGGCUUCAGCAUCAGCGUCGUGCUGUUCGGUCUGAUGAUCUACAUGGGAUGGAAGCACAGCCGGCUGGAGAAAGUGAUGAGGCUCAAGUCUGCCAUGUACCUGCAGGAGAACGAGAGGGAAUUCACCACCGUGAAGGUGCUCAGAUCCAAGAGGGAUCUGCCCCCCUGGGUCAACUUUCCAGAUGUGGAAAAAGUGGAAUGGCUGAAUAAGAUCCUGCAGCAGGCUUGGCCUUUUGUCGGCCAGUAUCUGGAGAAGUUGCUGGUGGAAACCAUUGCUCCUGCAAUCCGUGCUUCCAGCAUCCAUCUGCAGACUCUCAGCUUCACCAAGGUCAACAUAGGAGAGAAGGCUGUGAAAGUGGUUGGAGUAAAGGCUCACACAGAGCAGGACAAGAGACAAGUCAUGUUGGAUUUGUACCUGAGCUAUGCCGGAGAUGUCGAGAUCAAUGUGGAAAUCAAGAAGUACUUCUGCAAAGCCGGAGUGAAAGGAAUCCAGCUCCAUGGAAAGCUGCGUGUGAUCCUUGAGCCUCUGAUUGGAGAUGUGCCACUGGUUGGAGCCAUUACAAUGUUCUUCAUUCGGAGGCCUAAACUGGACAUCAAUUGGACCGGACUUACCAACCUGCUCGACAUCCCUGGACUGAAUGCCUUGUCGGACACUUUGAUAAUGGAUGCAAUAGCCACCCACCUGGUGCUCCCCAACCGUCUCACUGUUCCUCUGGUGGCCAACCUGCACGUUGCGCAGCUCCGCUCCCCUCUCCCAAGGGGAGUGGUGCGUAUUCACCUGCUGGAGGCCGAGGACCUGACCGCCAAGGAUACAGUCAUCAAGGGCCUAAUCGAUGGGAAGUCCGAUCCGUACGCCGUGCUGCGAGUAGGAACCCAGAUCUUCACCUCUCAUCACGUGGACAGCAACCUGAACCCACAGUGGAGGGAGAUGUACGAGGUGAUUGUCCAUGAAGUACCUGGUCAGGAGUUGGAAGUGGAAGUGUUUGACAAAGACCCAGACCAGGAUGACUUCCUGGGGAGGGUCAAGGUGGAUCUUGAUAUUGUCAAGAAGGCCAGAGUUGUGGAUGAUUGGUUCAAUCUGAGGGACGUCCCAUCUGGCAGCGUCCACCUCCGGCUGGAGUGGCUCUCUCUGCUGUCCUCUGCUGACAGACUGAGUGAGGUGAUUCAGAAGAACCAGAACCUGACCAGUAAGACGGCUGAUCCUCCGUCUGCCGCCAUCCUCACCGUCUAUCUCGACCAAGCUUAUGAGCUGCCUAUGAGAAAAGGGAACAAGGACCCAAGUCCGAUGGUGCAGAUUUCUGUUCAGGAUUCAACUAAAGAGACCAAGACUUGCUACGGGACCAACAGCCCUGUGUGGGAAGAUGCUUUCACCUUCUUCAUUCAGGAUCCUCGCAAACAAGAUAUCGACAUCCAGGUGAAGGACGAUGACCGUGCUCUGUCUCUGGGUAAUCUCACCAUCCCUCUGACCCGUCUGCUGGGGACCCCUGAACUCACCAUGGACCAGUGGUUCCACCUGGAGAAUUCGGGUUUAGCCAGUCGUAUCUACGUCAAAGUUGUGCUGAGGGUUUUGUGGCUGAGUGACGACACCACUCCUACCACUCCGUCUCCUCGUCCUUCGGCCCCCGGGUCUGGGACGGGUCACGGGGGAAUCUCGUCAGAGCUGAACCCAGUGGGGCCCGGCGGGUCGGCUAAACCUCCAUCAACGCGACCACAGCACACCACACCCGAUCCAGAGUUUGCAACUGAGGGAGUUUUGCGAAUCCACCUGGUGGAGGCCCAGAACCUGAUAGCCAAGGACAACUUCAUGGGGGGCAUGGUGAAGGGGAAGAGCGACCCCUACGUCAAGAUCCGAGUGGCCGGGAUCACAUUCCGAAGCCACACCAUCAAGGAGAACCUAAAUCCUGUCUGGAACGAACUCUAUGAGGUGAUUUUGACGCAGCUUCCAGGUCAAGAGAUCCAGUUUGAGUUGUUUGAUAAGGACAUCGAUCAGGACGACUUCCUCGGAAGGUUCAAGCUUAGCCUACGAGACAUCAUCAGCGCACAAUUCAUGGAUACGUGGUACACGCUAAACGAUGUGAAGUCAGGUCGAGUUCACUUGGUGUUGGAGUGGCUUCCCCGAGUCUCUGAUCUGCCCAGACUGGAGCAGGUCUUGCAGUAUCAGACCCAGCACUCAUAUCAAAACAAGGUCAUACCAUCAGCGGCUGUGCUAUUUGUGUACGUGGAGCGAGCCCACGGCCUGCCGUUAAAGAAGAGUGGAAAGGAGCCAAAAGCUGGAGCUGAGAUUCUACUCAAAGGUGUUUCUCACAAAACCAAGAUUUGUGAGCGCUCCACAUCCCCUCGGUGGGAUGAAGCUUUUCAUUUUCUGGUGCGCGACCCCAGAGAGGAAACACUCACAGUCAAGCUCUCCCACAGCUGGGGCCAGGCUCUCGGCUCCUUGACUCUUCCUCUGAGGGAGGUUCUGGCCGAGCAGGGGCUGGUGCUGGACCGAUGGCUCAGUCUGGAUGGAGCUCUGCCAGAGAGCCAGAUACUGCUGAGGGUCACACUCAAGAUCUUGGACACUCAGCUGGCAGUGUGUCGUAAGGCUCCAGGAGAUGCAGGUAAUGACGCUGCUACAGAUGAAGUCAUCCCCAGAUGGGUUCCUUCCCAUCUCGACCUCAGAAAUCGAAGUGGAUUCGCCAUCGGCAGUGACACCUCCAACGCAGCAGGCCAGGUGAAGCUGACCAUCGGCUACUCCACCGAGGAAAACAGGCUUUUCAUCACCGUUCACUCCUGCAGAGCUCUGGCAGCCUGCUCCAAGGACGGUGCAGAUCCGUACGUUUCCUUCGUCCUGCUGCCCGACAAGAAGGCGACUACCAAGAGGAGGACGGCCACCAAGAAGAGAGACCUCAACCCGGAGUUUAACGAGAGGUUCGAUUUUGACUUUUCUCUGGAGGAGUCCACGCAGAGAAGGCUGGACCUGUCAGUGAAGAACAGCGUCUCCUUUAUGAGCAGAGAGAGGGAGCUUAUCGGCAAGUUGCAGCUGGACCUGGACCAAAUUGACCUCAAGACUGGUGUCACACAAUGGUACGAUUUGGCGGCAGAGACCAACUAGAAGAAUCGAUGCCUGGUCUUAGGUACUAUAUAGCAUCAACGUUGCUUCUGUGAUCUGUGCAUUUGUGUAUUCAGCUUAGACGAAAAUUUCCACCAUCACUGAAGAAAAAUACUAGAAUAACGUUUGUGCCACAAACACACAAUCCAUCAGUAUUUAUGAGAAGAAACUUUACAUGUAGCUUUUCAUUCGUAAAAUGUGUAAAUGUGCAGAAUUCGUCCUGUCACAGACAGAUAUUUUGGCUGAAUAGAUAUUUGAUAAUGCAACUGUGUUGCACGACAAACCAAGAAUAUAUGUGUUUAAAAGCAUGUAAAAGUCCUCUUUUAAAAAGGGCUUGUAUGUAGUAAAUAUCCUAAGGUAGGACUAUGUUUUAUGGAUUUACAGCAUUCAACACAAGUGAAAGAGAUUUCUUUGAAUUUUAUUUUUUACAGUCUCCAGACAAUUCCCAUUGUUUGUAUACGUUUAUAUUAUUGCCUUAAGUAUUACCAAACUGUGCACAGUUUUUCAGUGUCUAUGAAAUGUGUUCCAGAUGAAGUUUUAUAUGUUUUAACCAGAGCUUUCUGACCGUUACUUUUAUAUCAAAUCAAAGUAUUACAAAUCUAGACCCUCACAUUACCACUGAAAACAGAGGUAUGAUACUGUAAGCAGAGUCUAAAUCACUGUGGUUUUAUGAAGAGAAAAACUUUGUAGAUAAUCAUCCGGUGUUUCAACGCCAAAGGCUUCUUUGUGUUUUUAUGUGUUCGUAGCGCUUCUGUGCAACGAGGCCGAUGCUGUCGGCCGAGUUCAUGCUUUGUUUUCUGAGCAAAACAGUUUACGAGAAGCAGGAUUAUGGUGUGUAUCAGUGGUGGGACGACUUCCAGCAGAGACCUGGAUCCUGAUUUGUGGCAAAGAAAACACAACUGAGGAAGGAAGCUGCUUUGCUUAGACAUAAUUUGAACAUAUCAUCAUGUAUCUGCUGGAGUUGUUGAUUAAAGUUUGCACUCUCAUGAAGGAA